AUGAGGUGUGUCACUCCAGGAUCGAUUGCCUAUAUUGCUACUCAGGUGCGCUUUGCCCUGACAUCAUCUCUGGUCUUUUCUCGCACGGACACCGUGAUGGACACCGAAAGAUUUUACACCAGCAUUCUCGAAUUGCUUGAAGACCCUUAUGAAAGUCAGGAAGUUCAUGAUCUCUAUGUUUGGUGGAACAGGUAUGUACUACUUCAAGUUCACAGUACAGAUGGGCUCAUCGGAGUGCAUAGCGCGUUGGCUAAAAUCAGGGAGAAGCGCGCCAUGAUGCAAGCUCGAAUUGAGGCUGGUCCCGAGGUCUUUACCAUCCCCCAUGAGUUCCGGCGGAAUCCGGCGGAUUCCAAGCAGAAUGUCGGAAUUCCAUGGAAUUCCGACAGAAACUAG
This is a messenger RNA of Laccaria bicolor S238N-H82, 393 nucleotides long. RefSeq lists its product as uncharacterized. NCBI's taxonomy places the organism in Eukaryota, Fungi, Basidiomycota, Agaricomycetes, Agaricales, Hydnangiaceae. The transcript is spliced from 3 exons. The record is from RefSeq and is a predicted model, not a curated record. Bases 1 to 393 code for a protein of 130 amino acids.